AUAAUUCUACCGAAUGUUCACGAACUUCGGUAGCACUAUAAGUGACAAGCAUGUAAAACUUUCAUCUAUUUGAUCUGAAUCGUUGGGGCGAAAACUGAACAAUGAUUGAAAUAAACGUUGCGUUUUAUCCGCGUGCUUCGUACACGUCGUGAUCGACAAAUAGCCUGAUGAUGAUGUUCGUUCACAAUUAAUAAUGGAAAAACGGAAUUCCAAUAGCAAGGAUGACUGUCAGGUCCUCCAAUGUUUCGUCGCCAAGCAAAAUACCAUUUUGAUGCGUAUGUCGGGAGAAUGUGACAAAAAUGUCAAUACAUUACGUCUCGGCAUGCUCGUUGAGGCUGUCGAAGAUUUAGGAGACAGCUUGCUUAAAGUACGCGUCAUUGAUACGACAGGAUCAGAAUGGCGUGGUACCGAAUGGCGAUGUCACAGAUUCGAUUUAAUAGCCGUUUCGCCAGAAGUAUGGAAAUUUCUACCUGCUGUUACAGUACCACAAGAAAGGGUUCAUUUGGCUAACCGUAAACGUCUGUGUGAAGAGCUUAUGAGCCUAGCAGUAAAUGAUGCUGUUUGGUAUUGUGCUAAUCCCCAGGGAUGUACCAAAUAUUUGGCUAUUAUUAAGUACAUUGGACCUGUGCCACAGCUUGGCCAGGGAUAUUAUUUUGGCCUUGAUUUGUUGGAAGGAGAAGAAUCUUCUAAGACAGCUUUGUUGAGCAAGGAGUACUUUGUUUCUAAUCAUUCUGAAGGAAGAUUUGCUUCAUUAAGUAACGUUUUCCCAUUAAUACCUGGGGGUCCUACAGGCCUUGCAAAGACAGACAAAAAUUUAUUUAUGAAGAAUGACAUAGGAAACAAUUACACUAAUGAUAAAAAAAAAUCUGUACUAGAUUCUACACCACCUGUGAUGUUAGAAAGAUUCAUUAACUUUGAUGACAAUAAAAAUAAUAAUAGAGACCAAAAAUCUUUGUCAAAGGAAUACCUUCAAUCAGUAAAGUCAAUAACACAUGAGAAUGACAGCAAUGUAACUAAAAGCACAACUACUCAUGGUAGUACACCUGAAAAGAAUGAAAAUAAAAAAAUUGGACGAACAGAAAACUCUGAUUUAAUUGUGGGUUCAAAUGUGAAGGUGCUUUUGGAUUCUGAUGUACACUAUGGAGUUAUUCGUUGGAUCGGAACACCCCCUGGUAUUACCCCUGGAAAAUUAAUGGCAGCUGUAGAAUUGGACGAUAGUCACCCAUCAGGUACCGAUGGAACAUACAAAGACGUCCGAUAUUUCCACUGUCGACCUUAUAGAGCUGUUUUCAUAGAUCUCGAUCAAUGUUCUCGUUGUGACACCAUGGCGAAAAUUGAUGAUCCAACAACGUCGAUAAGUACAGAUAAUUUCGGAAAUAUGGAAAGCUCUGUAAUUGUCGGUAUGGUGCGGCCUAUUUCUGUAAAAGGAAACUUGGAAAGUAUUUGCGGAAAAUACCGAGGAAUCCAAGGCCAUCACAAUUCGUGUUAUUUAGAUGCCACCCUUUUCAGCAUGUUUACAUUCACUAGUGUUUUUGAUAAUCUAUUAUUUAGGCCGCCAAAUGAAAAGGACUGUCCACAAUACGAAGAAGUACAAAGAGUAUUACGCGAAGAAAUUGUAAAUCCACUUAGAAAAAAUAUGUUUGUAAGAGCAGAUCGAGUGAUGAAGCUGCGAACUUUGCUCGAAAAAUUGUCGUCCGUAUCUGGCCUUACUAGUGAAGAAAAAGAUCCUGAAGAAUUUUUGACGUCCCUGGUUGCUCAAAUUCUGAACGCCGAACCAUUUCUCAAAUUGAGUUCUGGUCAGGAUGCAUAUCAUUACCAACUUUUCGUUGAGAAGGACGAUCACUUAAACCUUCCAACCGUACAACAAUUAUUAGAACAAAGUUUUCUUACAAGUAAUAUAAGAUUGAAAGAAGUUCCUUCAUGUCUUAUCAUACAAAUGCCACGAUUUGGGAAAUCAUUCAAAAUGUAUCAAAAGAUUCAGCCUACGUUGUUACUCGACGUGACAGACAUAAUUGAAGAUUCUCCUCGGCAAUGUACUGUUUGUGGAAAAUUAGCAGAGUUCGAAUGUAAAGAGUGUUACGGACAAUGCGGUGCUGGUCUCGAAAGCACUGCCUUUUGCUUACAAUGUUUAGAGACGGUACAUCAACAUGAACGAAGGACAAAUCAUGAACCAAAGAAACUUGUAGUACCAAUGGAAUUCGCUAUAUUGCAAGAACAUUGUCCUGUCCCGCGAUUGUACCUGGAACUAUCAGCAGUAGUGUGUAUCGAAACCUCUCAUUAUGUGUGCUUUGUAAAAUGCGGUUCAGGCUCAGAAGCACCGUGGUGUUUCUUUGAUUCUAUGGCUGAUAGAAAAGGCGAACAAAAUGGUUACAAUAUACCAGAAAUGGUUCCGUGUCCAGACUUCCCAUAUUGGUUAAGCGAAGAAGGCGGAAAUUAUUUGACUGAAUUAACGGACGACCGUCACCUACCAGAACAUGCAAAACGACUUUUAUGCGACGCAUACAUGUGCAUGUAUCAAUCCCCCGAUGUUAUGAUGUACAAAUAAGUUGAAUUGCCCGAUAAUUUAGGUAAGUUAGGUUUAAAGUCAUUACUCAAUGAACUUAAGCAUAAUGUUUGUGCUUGUUUUAUUUAUUUGAUGUACGCAAAUUGGUGGUACGACAAAGGCAAUUAUUCGUAAAAGACUUAUAUCAGUAAAGACAAGAGAUUUAAAAAAAAAAGAAACGUGAGGCUGAAUUGUA
Habropoda laboriosa is the source of this 2738-nucleotide messenger RNA. RefSeq names its product ubiquitin carboxyl-terminal hydrolase CYLD (gene CYLD). Gene Ontology annotation, molecular function: K63-linked deubiquitinase activity; cysteine-type deubiquitinase activity. Gene Ontology annotation, biological process: protein K63-linked deubiquitination. Bases 194 to 2545 code for a protein of 783 amino acids. Lineage: Eukaryota; Metazoa; Arthropoda; Insecta; Hymenoptera; Apidae. The record is from RefSeq and is a predicted model, not a curated record. Gene Ontology annotation, cellular component: cytosol. The transcript is spliced from 11 exons.